UCUAGUAAAUGAUGAUAAUAUUGGCUCAUUAGAUAUUAAUGCGAACUAUUUUAAUUAUGUAUCUUUGUUUAAUACAUCAAAUAAAGAGACUAAUGAAAAAAGUGACAUUAUUGGCAAAGAAAGCUUACACUCUGGAAAUGGUCAAUAUCAGAAUUUGAAUAAAUGUCUUCAUAAAUGUCCUUGUGAUAAAAUGGUACCAUUACCAUCAAGUAAAACUCCUACAGCCAUUAAUUCUAAAGGUGUUCUUACUAUACCUCCUUUAAUGCAUACAGUUAGUCUUACCAAUUCUUCUGAGAAUCUGAGAUCUUUUCAUGAUGGAGUGGUUUUUAAACCCAGCAGAUACUUGCCAUAUUCAGCAAGAAAUAUCUCUAAGAAAAAUACUCUGGAAAAAAUUCCUGAAAGGGUUCCAGUCUCAAUCAAAGCACGAAAUGCCAAAUUUCUUUGUAGUGAGAAAGAUUUACGAAGUUGGACAGUUCGAGAAUUAUUAGAAACUUGUGAGACAAUUCAAGAAAAUACAUUAAAUAAAGAAGCAUUUUCUGAUGGAAGAAUGAUGACUGGUUUGAAAUCUGCUUCAAAUUACAACCAUUUCAAUGCUCAAGAAUCAUUUCCAGUACAAUUUAUUAGAAAUAAUCAGUCAGAAUUGUGUGAAGAAAAUUUAUUCAAAGCAAAUUCAAAAAAUUUCGAUGAAGUGAACAACAGAAAUGAGUUAUCUUCAGGAAUAAAUUCAAUAGACCCAACACCACCAGAGACAUUAUCAUUUGAUUAUGAAUUUUCAAAUCCCAAGAAUAACCCGGAGAGACUGCGUCCUAUGCAGACUUUUGAAGAUUUUGGUUCUCUUUCAAAUGUUUCUGUAAAAAUCUACCAACCUACAUCAGAUUAUCAAAAGUUUAUGAAAUCUAAACAUCUUUGUGAAAAGAAGAUCCCUCGACCAAAGCAUUUUGAUUUCACCUUUUUACAAAUCAGAAACUUUAAGUAUUUUUGCAAAGAUGGUAAUUUCAAAAGAAUAGCAAAAUUAAAAGUAAUUUUUAGCAGAAAGAAAUUGGUGUACGAGUUCCAAGUGGGAGAAACAGCUGAUUCCUCUGGCAGUAAUACAAAACACCUAGCAAUCAUUGAAGUUGAUUUCCACACCAUUGUGGCAAUAUGGGGCCAAGAAGAUAAAUUCCGUCUCCAAGUAAAAGUUCCUCCUCGUAUGCAUAUGGGUACCCGCUUUUGUAAGAAGAACCAAAAUAGUUCUGUCCAAAAUGUUCAAUAUGACCGUUGUCAUACAACAGACCUCACUUGUGGGGAAUUGUAUCGGAUACCUUUUCAUUAUAUCCAGCUACGUUCCAUGUCUGUGAACAAGCUGUUAGCUUGUCUUUCACAGUUCAGUCCACAAUUUGAAUUAAUGUUGCGAUGUCCAUUUAUAGAAACUUUCAUGAAAAUGCUCCCUCAACAGAGGCCAGAAACCUCUGAUUACAUUCCAGGCUGCUAUGGUGAAGUACUUUCUUCUACUUGCCAAAAUUCUCAAAAUCAAUAUGUUGAAUUUUCUGAAAAUAUGUCAGAAUGCUCCCAUCAUAUGGAUUCUUCCAAAAGUAGCUGCAAGAUGUGCUCUACCAUGGUUAAAUCCUUUGAUGAUGUCUAAUGUGAAAUCAGAAAUAUUCUCAUUUCUUUAAGAUUAUUAUUUACAUUAAGCAUCAGAUGGUAUCUAUAUACAUACCAAUUAUUAUUUUGCUGCAAACAAACACUACCAUUCAUUAUGAAAUAUAAAAAGAUUGGUUUUGUUGUUCAUUUUCCAAAUUAAAAAUCAGAAUAUUUUGAUAUUAUUUUUUUUCUUUACAAAAACAAAGAAAAUAUCACUGCUUAAUUAGUAAAAUUUAAUUAUCUUGCAAGGACAAGAAUGAAAUAUUGCCAGACAUUUGAUGAAAAACUGCAAUAUUGUUUGAAACUGUGUUUAUAUCUGAAUUUACCAAUUUGUUAUUGACAGAUUCCUUGCCAAUAAAUACUCUCUUCAGAAAACAUUUGUUGUUUAA
This is a messenger RNA of Octopus sinensis (East Asian common octopus), 2009 nucleotides long. RefSeq lists its product as uncharacterized. Lineage: Eukaryota; Metazoa; Mollusca; Cephalopoda; Octopoda; Octopodidae. The record is from RefSeq and is a predicted model, not a curated record. Bases 191 to 1621 code for a protein of 476 amino acids. The transcript has 7 exons.